Rubroshorea leprosula is the source of this 1389-nucleotide messenger RNA. Lineage: Eukaryota; Viridiplantae; Streptophyta; Magnoliopsida; Malvales; Dipterocarpaceae. The record is from the annotation of a GenBank genome assembly.
CGCACAAUCAACUAUCAGGAGAGUUUCCUGAUUGCAUGACACAAUGGCCAAGAUUAGUGAUUCUGAAUUUGGCUAAUAAUCAUUUAUUUGGGAAAAUUCCAAACUCUAUUGGAUCAUUGUAUCAUCUUGAAUCGUUGGAUUUGCAAAACAACAAUUUUUCUGGAGAAAUACCAUCGUCUCUAGGAAGUUGCAGUGCCUUGCAAUUUUUGAACUUAAAUUACAAUAGCUUCUUUGGAAAAAUACCAACUUGGAUUGGAGAAAGGCUAAGUAAACUAAUUUUCCUUCUCCUGAGGUCCAAUAAUUUCAGUGGAGACAUCCCCUUGAAGCUAUGCUGGUUGAAAAAUAUUACGGUGCUAGACCUUUCCAACAACAAUCUAUCUGGAAACAUACCAUCGUGCAUCCAGAAUCUGACCACAUUAGCUCAAAAGGAGAGUUCAGCCAUUGAUUAUUCUUUUGCAGUUUCAUAUACUGAUGGUAAUGGCUAUUACGAAGGAUUCUAUGUUGACAAAGCAUCUGUAAUGUGGAAAGGAAUGGAGCGUGAUUAUGAGAAUGGAAAUCUCAAGACUCUAAAGAUUAUUGAUCUUUCAAGCAACAAAUUAACAGGAAAGAUUCCAGUCCAGAUGAGACAGUUAGAAUCACUGGAUCUGUCACAUAACCAGCUUUCAGGUCAUCUUCCUGGGAGCAUGUCCCAAUUAAAUUUCCUCAGCACUUUGAAUCUAUCGUACAACAACUUUUCAGGGAGAAUCCCAUUAUCAACCCAAAUGCAGUCCUUUAAUGCAUCUGCAUUUGUUGGUAAUCCCUCACUCUGUGGACUUCCUCUGACACCAACUUGCCCGGGAGAUGAAAAAUCAAAGAGCGAAUCAACAGAUAGUGGUGGCAAAGACAAUCAAGAAGACAGAGCUGAAUUUUGGAAAUCAUUUAAACCGGGUAUCGAACUUGGAGCGGCCAUCGGCUUUUUGGGAGUUCUGGCUGUGAAGUUAGAUCAUCCAUGGAAACAUCUCUGUUUCCUGUUGUUCAACAACGUGAAGGUCCGCCUUAGCAACUUGAAGGACUGCCUUUAUUUACUUGUAGCAACAGUUGGUUUGCUGGUGAGAGAGCAUGUAUCCAGAUUGGGAAGAAAGUUGAAGUUGUUCGAGCCAUCAGUCUCUUCCUAGAAGCCGGUUCAAGAUGUUUCAUGUUGCAAAGUGAACUUCCAGGAUGUCUUCUCCUCUUUCCGGAUCGAUAAGUCCAAGCUGAGCAGGGCAUUGUUUCUUUGUGUCUGGUUGAAAUGUCUGUUUAAAUUAAAUGGUUUGCGCUUGUUUUUCUAUCAUCUAUUUUGUAAUAAUUUGCUUGAAACUGAUAUGCAAUAUGGAUUUGUAUUCUGUAAUUUAACAAAGUUUGUAAUCUGGA